This is a messenger RNA of Trichechus manatus latirostris (Florida manatee), 2743 nucleotides long. It is a transcript of the gene TXNRD1, whose product is annotated as thioredoxin reductase 1. The transcript is spliced from 14 exons. Lineage: Eukaryota; Metazoa; Chordata; Mammalia; Sirenia; Trichechidae. Gene Ontology annotation, cellular component: mitochondrion; cytosol. Gene Ontology annotation, molecular function: flavin adenine dinucleotide binding; glutathione-disulfide reductase (NADPH) activity; thioredoxin-disulfide reductase (NADPH) activity. The record is from RefSeq and is a predicted model, not a curated record. The coding region runs from base 197 to 2014 and encodes 605 amino acids. Gene Ontology annotation, biological process: cell redox homeostasis; glutathione metabolic process; cellular response to oxidative stress.
GGGGAGGCAUGUUGUGAAAGCUGAGAAAAUUAUGUCUUCAGUUCUUACUGGAAAAAGAGGACGUUUAAAUUGAGCGGAGACUUGCCAUAAUUUAACUGAGCGGAGCACUGACGUUUCUAGCUACCCUUGAGGCCAUGUUUUCAGUUAAUACAGAGGUUGACCAGGUCCAAAAUCCAAGUCUGACAGGACUCUAGUCAUGGUCAGAAAUGGAGCAAGUCAUGCUAACUUGCAGGGGAGUCACCGUGUUGCCCGAGGGCACACAGUUAAUGAAUUGGAAGGCCCCGGGCCCCGGAAGCCCCGCCCCUCCGCGGUUCCCGCCUCGGUCGGCUGGAAGAAAAACCUUACAGACUCGGCUCUCUGCUUUUGUGCCACAGAGGACCGGCAGGGCCUGGAAGGAGCGCUCUCGGAGUUGACCUUGGAAACCAAAGUGCCCGUGGUGUUUGUGAAACAGAGAAAGAUAGGCGGACAUGAUCAGACCUUGAAGGCAUAUCAGGAGGGCAGACUUCAAAAGCUACUAAAAAUGAAUGACUCUGAGGAUCUUCCUGAGUCCUAUGACUAUGACCUUAUCAUCAUUGGAGGUGGCUCAGGAGGACUGGCUGCUGCUAAGGAGGCAGCCAAGUAUGACAAGAAGGUGAUGGUCCUGGAUUUUGUCACUCCAACCCCUCUUGGAACUAGAUGGGGUCUUGGAGGAACAUGUGUGAAUGUGGGUUGCAUACCUAAAAAACUGAUGCACCAGGCAGCUUUGUUAGGACAAGCCCUACAAGACUCUCGCAACUACGGGUGGAAAGUCGAGGACAUGGUUAAACAUGACUGGGAAAAAAUGACAGAAGCUGUACAGAAUUACAUUGGCUCGCUGAACUGGGGCUACCGGGUAGCUCUACGGGAGAAAAAAGUCACCUAUGAGAAUGCUUAUGGGCAGUUUGUUGGUCCUCAUAGGGUUAAGGCAACCAAUAAUAAAGGCAAAGAAAAAAUUUAUUCAGCAGAGAGAUUUCUCAUUGCAACUGGUGAAAGACCACGUUACUUGGGCAUCCCUGGGGACAAAGAGUACUGCAUCAGCAGUGAUGAUCUUUUCUCCUUACCUUACUCCCCGGGUAAGACCCUCGUGGUUGGAGCAUCCUAUGUUGCUUUGGAAUGUGCUGGAUUUCUUGCUGGUAUUGGCUUAGAUGUCACUGUUAUGGUACGGUCCAUUCUCCUUAGAGGAUUUGACCAGGACAUGGCCAAUAAAAUCGGUGAACACAUGGAAGAACAUGGUGUCAAGUUUAUAAGACAGUUUGUACCAAUAAAAAUUGAACAAAUUGAAGCAGGGACACCAGGCCGACUCAAGGUGGUAGCAAAGUCAACCAAUAGUGAGGAAACCAUCGAAGGAGAGUAUAAUACGGUAUUACUGGCAAUAGGAAGAGAUGCUUGCACAAGAAAACUUGGUUUAGAGACUGUGGGAGUAAAGAUUAAUGAAAAGACUGGAAAAAUACCCGUCACUGAUGAGGAGCAGACCAAUGUGCCUUACAUCUAUGCCAUUGGUGAUAUAUUGGAGGAUAAGCUGGAGCUCACCCCAGUAGCAAUCCAGGCGGGAAGAUUGCUGGCUCAGAGGCUUUAUGCCGGCUCCAAUGUCAAGUGUGACUACGAAAAUGUUCCAACAACUGUAUUCACUCCUUUGGAAUAUGGUGCUUGUGGCCUUUCUGAAGAGAAAGCUGUGGUGAAAUUUGGGGAAGACAAUAUUGAGGUUUACCAUAGUUACUUCUGGCCAUUGGAGUGGACAAUUCCAUCCAGAGAUAACAACAAAUGUUAUGCAAAAAUAGUCUGUAACAUCAAAGACAAUGAACGUGUUGUGGGCUUCCACGUCCUGGGGCCAAAUGCUGGAGAAGUUACACAGGGCUUUGCAGCUGCGCUGAAGUGUGGACUGACCAAACAGCAGCUGGACAGCACCAUCGGAAUCCACCCUGUCUGUGCGGAGGUGUUCACAACGCUGUCGGUGACCAAACGCUCUGGGGGAAGCAUCCUCCAGUCUGGCUGCUGAGGUUAAGCCCCAUUGUGGAUGCUGCUACCCAAACUCCACACCACUAAUUUGUUUCUUUGCCCAAAUCCAAGGCAGAGUUUUCAGGAAGGUCCUUGGGCUCUUGGUACGUGCGUGUCCUGUGCCUAUCAUUCAAGGCUUCCUUGGAUCUCCUGGGUAGGAGGUGGUGAAUAGAAGGUAGUCAGCAUCACACUGGGGUCAUCAUAAUGGACUCAGAGCUGAUACUGGCAGUGCAUUGAGGGAUGCAUCCAUGAAGUCACUGGCCUCAAGCCCGCGUGGUUGGCAGUGAUGGAACAACUGUCAAAUCAGCUUCAGCAUGACCUUUCCUUUGCGUGUUUUCUCUAGUCUCGGUGUCAGGCUUUCUCAUGUUGAUCGUAUUUUCCUCCAUGGUGUUAACGAUAUUAGAGAUGAAAAUGUUAGCAAUUGAUUUUUGUCCAAAAGCAAGUCACGGUUAGAGCACCCAAAUGAAGUGUCUUGUUGCGUGGAAGGAGUGCUUUGGCCCCUUUGGGGUUACCUGGGCUCAUCCCAUGAAAGAUCUCUCUCCUUGAUGUGCUUCUGAGGAUGGGAAUGUACCGUUCUGCCUUACUGACCUGCUUAGCCAUGUUUUUUUUUAAUAAGUUAUAUGUCUAAAACAGGCAAAUCUAUGAAUGACUCUGGCCAGCUUUGCCUGCUACGUCACUGUUUUAUUGUGCUCCGUCACUGGUUAUUAUUCUUUUAAGUUCUGUUUAAGAA